Calidris pugnax (ruff) is the source of this 2735-nucleotide messenger RNA. It is a transcript of the gene FRS3, whose product is annotated as fibroblast growth factor receptor substrate 3. The coding region runs from base 163 to 1653 and encodes 496 amino acids. The transcript has 6 exons. Gene Ontology annotation, cellular component: cytoplasm. The record is from RefSeq and is a predicted model, not a curated record. Lineage: Eukaryota; Metazoa; Chordata; Aves; Charadriiformes; Scolopacidae. Gene Ontology annotation, biological process: cell surface receptor protein tyrosine kinase signaling pathway.
UCAGGUGGAAGAUGGGACCGUUCCCCUUGUGUUUUAGGUGACUCUGACACCUGGUUACCAUGAACUCCUGAAGGAGGUAGAGGGACAGUAGUGGGAAUUUCUUCUCACUCCUCCAAAAAAAUCCAACAAUUGCCUAAUGGGAUUACCUCUUAUCCUGACGUCAUGGGGAGCUGCUGCAGUUGUCUGUGCAGAGACAGCAUCCCAGACAACCAUCCCACCAAAUUUAAGGUAACGAACGUGGAUGAUGAAGGUAACGAGCUGGGAUCUGGGAUUAUGGAGCUGACACAGACGGAGCUCAUCUUGCACACUCACAAGAGAGAUGCUGUCAGGUGGCCCUACCUCUGCCUGCGCCGCUACGGCUACGACUCCAACCUCUUCUCCUUCGAGAGCGGCCGGCGCUGCCAGACGGGGCAGGGGAUUUUUGCCUUCAAGUGUUCCAGAGCGGAGGAGAUCUUUAACCUGCUUCAGGACUUGAUGCAGUGUAACAGCAUUAAUGUAGUGGAAGAGCCUGUUGUCAUCACCAGGAACAGUCACCCCACGGAGCGGGAGCUCUCCCGGACCCCCCAGGCACCCAACAGUCUGGGGUACACCGUCCCAGGAUUUCCCAACGGAUUUCACAGCUUCCCUGGAGAAACCCUCUCGUACCCUGCAGCCCGGCACCCCUCCGUGAGCAGCCUGAGGCAUUCUUCUGUGGGUGAAGACUCUACUCAUCCCCUCAUUGGGCCUGAUGAGCAGUCCCACACCUACGUCAACACGGCCAACGGCGACCAGGAGCUGAGGGGCCGCCACUGUAUGCACUCCUUGCCUGAAGUCCACCCUCCUUUCCCCCAUAGGAACCACAGCUGCUCCCUGGAAGACCGCAAUCCCCAGGUUUUUCUGCAGCCGGGGGAGGUUAAGUUCGUGUUGGGUCCCACGUCCAGCUACAGGCGCGUGUGUCGGCACCAGCGGGAGUGCAGGGCCCACUUCUGCUCCCCCAACAACAACAACAACGAGUGUGAGGAGGAAUGUCCUUCCCCCCAGUGCGUCUACGAGAACGUCAACGGCUUGUUGCCCCCCAGCACCUCCUCCCUCUGCCGAGGCGGGCGCUUGAAGCUCCUCCGGGAGGACGCGGGCUGCUCCCAUCGCAGGCCGGCCUUGCUGCACUACGAGAACUUGCCCUCUCUGCCCCCCGUGUGGGAGUGCCAGCCCCUCCGGCACGGCCAGGAGGACGCGGGCGCCGGGGACACCUUGACGCCUUCCCCCAACGGUUACUCCGAGGCCGGUGAAGAAGAUCCCCUGCAGAACUACAUGAACUCGGAGAACACGGCGCUGCACGGGGGCGGCAGCCAGCGACGCAGCGGUUUCCUGCCCAAGCCCCGUCGGCCCUGCAUGCCCAGCGUCUUCAGCUUCGACUUCCCUCGGCCCUGCCCGGAGCAGCCGCGGCAGCUCAACUACAUCCAGGUGGAGCUGGAGGCUGAACCCUGCAAGGGACGUCAGAACCCACCAGUCCCCCGUGUGCCACCUCCCGUCCCCCCCGAAGCCCGCCGGACGGACUCCUACGCGGUCAUUGACCUCAAAAAGACAGCGGCCAUGUCCAGUUUGCAAAGGGCCCUGCCCAGGGAUGAUGGGACUUCAAGGAAAACUCGACAUAACAGCACUGACCUGCCUCUGUGAGGAGGGGGAACGCCAAGUGCAAGCACUGUGUCGUGGCUUCGGGACCUGCCCUUCAGUGUGUUGCCCGGUGUGGCUUCCAUUUGCCAUUGCCUUCUGCUCCCCUGGUUACCCCAUUACCUGGUGUCAUGGGAAGGCUCCUACAGCUGAUGUUAAGGCUUGUCUGUCUGUCUGUCUGUCUGUCUUCCCCUCUCCGUCUCUCCCGUGUAGGUCGUUUUUAAAGCCAUUUGGGAUGUUUGAUGGUGCUGUUUGAAGGUUAAAUUUCCGGCGAAAGGGGCAGAAGGUGCCAGCGAGAGCACCAGCACUGGGUACAGCCUCAGAUCCUGUCAGCUCUCCUGGGCACCCGGCGGCUCCGUGAGCGGUGCCAGCAGCCUGGCUGCAGAGGCAGGGCAGUAGCGUGGUGGGGGCCUGUUUCCAAAAGUGAGUUGCUUUAGGAGCUCCAAAUCAAGCCCACUCCCGUGGAUUUCAUGCCUUGUGACUCCAGAUGAGCCCUCGUUUCGGGGUUUUGCCAGUCUGUGAUGACUUAGGAACUCACGCUGCGGUCUUUUCCCCCUCAACUCCUUCCUUUCUCCUGUCUUCUCGAAGCUCAUUGAGGCUUUUUAUACUUCUGUCCCUUUCUCAGUUUAAGAUUUAAAUUGGGCAACUCUAGAAAUUAACAGAGGAGGACAGAGAGCCAUGGGCACGGCCACUGUGAUCACAUAAACCCGAUUUCCUGAAGAGACCCCACUUUAAAAGAGGAGGGGAAGACCGCAGCUACAAGAGAGAUUUGAAGUUUGAUAUAGAAAACUUCAGUCCUACCCUAUCCUGUUUUGAUUUUUAAGGGUUCUUUUUCGGUGGCUGUUCAGAAGUGCUCUUGAUUUAUUUAUUUGUUUACUUAUUUAUUUAUUAAAUGGGGUGGGUUUUGGUUUGUUUUUUUUUUUUUUGCAUCCCAGUGGUAAUUGCCAAAACUGGUGCCAAUAUGAAACGUGCACUCGCUGUGGCUCACUCCUCCGGUCUGGGGAACGGAUCUCGGAAGAAGUUGGUGGCUUUGCUGAGCUGCAGUUGGGGAGAAGAGAAUCCAAAAUGUUUUGAAGUGGGACUGAUUG